Molecule: messenger RNA, 2001 nt
Organism: Drosophila virilis
Lineage: Eukaryota; Metazoa; Arthropoda; Insecta; Diptera; Drosophilidae
Molecular function (GO): structural molecule activity
Source: RefSeq, a predicted model, not a curated record
AGCAGGCUUAACGGUAAAGGAGGCGCAACAGCCGGAGACGUAGAUGUCGUUUAGCCGAGAUGCGUUCGCGUUCGCCUUCGCCUGUCGUCCGUUGGUCCUGUCUGACUGCUGUUCGGCCGCCAUCGGCUAUUUCUGGCCACGGCCACGCACUCGCGUCACAACAAUCGUCCAGUCAGCACGUGCAGCAAGGAGCGCUGCUGCUCUCGACUUGUCCUCGGUUUUUGCAUUUACAAUUUGCAUUGGCCCAAGCAAUCAAUUGAAACAUAGUAAAAUCAUAUACACAAAAACGCAUCGGUUAAAAGUUAACUAAUUAAUUGAGAGGCGUGCAAUUGCAACAAGUUGGGUGCCAGACAGCACGGCCCACCCACAGCCGCUGGCCCAGCGACUGACCUUGGCCUAGUUGGCCCCGCGCACAGCAACAGCCACAGUCACAGCCACUUAAGGGUUAAUUGCAUUUGCCUGCCUGCAGCUGCAGCACAUGGUUGAGGAGGUUGGCUGCUUGAGACAAACUGGCGGCAUCGGCAUUCUCGCUGGCAUGCCCACUCCGAGCACUUCGUCUGCAACUGGCAGCACAGCUGCCGUCGCUGCCGGUGUCUCCGGUCCAAAUACCGCAACUGGGACCAACCAUCAUCAGCACCAGCAGCAGCAUCAGCACCAGCAGCAGCAGCAGUUCCAUCAUCAUCAUCAUCAGCAUCAGUUGGCCAGCAAUAUGAGCAUGCUGAAUGUGAAGAGCGGCGCUGGCGGUCGCUAUUUGUGGACAGAUCGAGAGCUGCUCAUGCAUCUGCAGAAUUAUACGCCGCUCAUACUGCUCAUCGAUUUUGUGGAGAAGACGCGCACCAAGCGCUUCUAUGAGAGCUCCGAACGCUACGAGAUACUCAUGCUGGUGUUCAUUAUGCGCAAGGGUGCGCCAUUUUGUGAGAAUAAACGCUUUCCGGCCGAAUAUUGGGUGAAUCUGUCCGUUGGCCCCGUUGCCGAGGCCUUUGAUCGUCUCCAGGCGGCCAUCGAUAUACCCGAUCCCCAGCUGCCCAUACACAUGAGCGUCACGGAUUUGACCACAUGGAAGGAGAUGUUCGAUUCCGCGAUGAUUGAUAUACGCCGCUUUGCUUACCACACCGAUCCCAUGCAGCUGGCCGAUGUGGGUGUCUACAAUCGCAUCACGUUCGAGCAGCGCUUUGCCAUGCAGUGGCAGGAGUAAAUCUUGAAACCUUGAAGCUGUGGGACUGUUCUGUGGGUCUGGCGCACGGUUGCCAAAAUUGUAUGCGAAUAUAACAAAAAUAGUGUACGCAUUUUUUCUCUAUUUCUUUUUAUUUAUUUGAUUGUAUUUAUUGCUUUUUGAGGUUAUGUUUUCUUUUUUUUAAGGUUAGGUUCGAUUUUUAGCUUAUUUAUUAGAUUAAUAAGACAUGAAGCUAUGAAACAUAUUGCACAUUUAAGUAAAAUAAUCGCAUUUAUGCGUUUUUCGUAAGGCAACCGUGAAUAGGUGUACUCCGAUUCAAAUUCAAAUCAUAUAUAUAUGUAUGUCUAUGCAUGAGUAUUAGUAUGUGUACAUGUAUUAGUGAGUGUUUGUUGCAAAAAAAAAAAAAAAAAAAAAAAAUGUCCAUGUGCUGUAAAUGUGAGUUUGAAGUUUAGACACAUCUUGAUGAUGAUACAUAUAUAUAUAUAUAUAUAGAUACUACAUGGUACCUGCACCUAGAGUUCACACCAUACGCACACACACACACUCUCACACACAACUGAGUUAGUUGUUGGGUUAUGCAUAGAGGAAUUUAUAUACUGUGCCUUGCCUCACUCUCUUCUUCUCGCAGAUCUCUUCACCAUGAUCCAUGUCGAGCUCAACCCGAGCAUCUGGUACCACAUCCUAACCUCAAAUCGAUUUCCUUUUGUUUACAUUUAGACUAUACAGAAGAUAUAUAUAUAUAUAUACGCAUGUGUAUGCCAUAUUGAUGCUUUAUUGGAAAAUAAAUGUUAUUUAUUGUUGACUAGCAUAACAGCAUAGCUCACGAA